Aaosphaeria arxii CBS 175.79 is the source of this 2750-nucleotide messenger RNA. RefSeq names its product mitochondrial ATPase. Lineage: Eukaryota; Fungi; Ascomycota; Dothideomycetes; Pleosporales. Gene Ontology annotation, cellular component: cytoplasm; mitochondrion. The transcript is spliced from 2 exons. The record is from RefSeq and is a predicted model, not a curated record. The coding region runs from base 248 to 2461 and encodes 737 amino acids. Gene Ontology annotation, molecular function: ATP binding; ATP hydrolysis activity.
GGCGUUUUAAAAUACAAUGGCAAUACAGACAAAUCGGCCGUAUCAGGACACAGCCAACGUCCUUAUAGAUUACUGGCGCGUUCAAAUUUACCUUAAAGAUAUCUUUACGUUGACUUCCUGAACUUCCUGCAGCCAAAAUGCACUAAAGCUAGUGUGGUUUAGUGUCGAUCUGAUAUAUCGAUUCACCACCUCGGUCAAUCAUUCCUCUAUCCACAACUUUCUGAAAUUCAUCUCCUGUAUUAUACAAAUGCCUCCCAAUGGAACAGGGCUUACCAUCACUAACCCGUUGGUCCUGUAUCGCAGCCUUAUCGCUACAAAUCGCAUAACUACAGACCCAAAUCAACAUCGCUUAGCUCUUCAUCUUCAGAAAUUGUAUGAAAAUCUAAUUGAUUAUGAACCAAGCGUAGAAUACUCUCAGCGACUGCAGCAACUUGGCAAAGCUGUUGCGAUCAAUCAAAAUGGUUCAUCGACUUCACCAGUGGAACGUACGAUUGGCACUAGAGGGAUAUGGACGUCUCUUCUCGAGCAGAAGGAGAAGCGAGAUACGCUUGCCCUCACGAGAGUACUUACUAGUCAUGAGUCUGCAAUGAAUUUAAACUCUCCGAAAGGCCUCAUGCUUCAUGGCGAAGUUGGUACAGGGAAGUCUAUGCUCAUAGAUCUCUUCGCUGAUUGUCUGCCCAAUCGCAAAAAGAAAAGGUGGCAUUUUAAUACGUUCAUGCUAGAAACCUUCUCACGACUUGAGACUUUGCGUAAUAGUCGGAAUUCUUCUGGCCAGGGAACAUUGCUGGACGAACACUCAUUGUUAUGGCUCGCGCGGGACCUCAUCCAGACGUCGCCUAUCUUGUUCCUUGACGAGUUUCAGCUUCCGGAUCGAGCAGCCUCAAAAAUCCUAUCGAAUCUCAUGACAAGCUUCUUUCAAUUAGGCGGUGUGUUAAUUGCCACAAGCAACAGAAUGCCGGAAGAAUUAGCCAAAGCAGCCGGUAUGGAGUUCAUGAGGCCAGUCUCGCGCUUUAGUAAAUUAGGAUGGACUUUGGGCUUUGGCAAAGUAGUAGGAAGGGAUGAUGGACCAGGGCAAAAGGGGGAGUUUGGUCAGUUCCUCGAAGUUCUUCGUUCAAGAUGUGAGAUUUGGGAGAUGGAAGGGAAACAGGAUUAUCGAAGAUUGUCUGGAGCGGAGGAUGGGAUCAAGAUCAAGAGCAACAGAUCAGGGGUCACUACUUCAGCAAACUCAUCAAGCGGAGUAUCACGACCGGGGCACGAUGUCGUCGUUGACCUUGCGGACGAGAUGAACGAUGAACCCAACACAACGCUACCGAAGCAUUACAUCAUAACGCCCGCAGUUACAAACCAUGAAUUGCAGUCGACCGCAUCGUAUCCAGAAGAAUUGGACAAAGUUCUACAUAACGAAAUGUCCCUAGUGGCCAGUCAACCCAUCCCAUGGACACCAUCCAAUAUUUCUGUCUAUGGCCGAAAAAUUCCAAUACCUCGCCAACAUGACGGGUUCGUUCAUUUUAGCUUCAAUGAGCUCUGCGGUGCUACCCUCGGACCUGCCGACUAUAUCACACUCGCGUCCACUUAUCACACUCUUAUUUUGACCGACGUCCCGGUCAUGACCUUUCUCUUAAAGAACGAAGCGCGGCGCUUGAUCACUCUGCUAGAUGCGCUCUACGAAGCACGAUGUCGAUUACUCAUGACAGCAGCAGCAGGGCCCGACGACAUCUUCUUCCCGGAGCCAGUGAAUACUCCCGGACUCACCAAAAAAGAUGGAGAAGAAGAGCUCACGGAUGAUGCGGUCUACCCCGAGACGUACUCGGAGAUUCACCAAGAUCUAACCUCACCUUUCCGUCCCAAUGUAUCUUCGUACUCGCCCUCUCUGGCUGCUGAUGCUCUCGAAGACGACCCGCCUAACCGCUUUCGCCGCGUCGGUUCAUCUUUCUCGGACGAGCGCAUGGUCAGCGCCGAAGCCUCGAAAGCACCUGACUUCGCCAACAUCGGCGGCUUGACGGGUGAAGAUGAGCUUUUCGCCGUCAAGAGAGCUAGGAGCCGGAUAUGGGAGAUGUGUUCUGGAAGGUGGUGGGCGCGUGACAAUGAAGUGUUAGGUUCAGAGAGUGAGAAGGGAUGGUGGAGGCCGCUGCCACUUGCAUCAAGACACUGGGAGCGAGGUCUUAUUACUGAGGAAACUGUAGAUAGUGAGGUGCUGCGCACGUUUGAUAAUGGUGGAGCGUCCGACGUCCGGAGCCAGGGAGUCGAUGCUUCUGAUCCGAAGGAAAUGUUUGCCCACGGCGCCAGUCCUUUCCGAACGACUAGCGAACAACCUCCCAAGAUUCAGUCGACACACAUAUGGGGCACCACCAAAUGGGGCAAGAGGGCAGGUGCCUGGGGUAAAGGCGUCGAAGGCCUGGAAGAUAGAAAGAAACAGAAGGACGAAAUGAAGUCGGUCGAAAACUCGGAGUCUGGUAGAUAAAGGCAUAGUCCUAUUAGCAAACCAACUAUAAGUAGUACCUAUUCUUUUAGACUAACAAUGGAGCGUAAGGUAUCAUGUGCUUCAGCAACUAAAUGGAAAUGGUUCUUCGUUUGAUAGUUGCGAUCAAUUUUCGUCCUCUUCUAUCCUAAUGCUAAGUUCGAUUGAUGCACCAUGUUUUUGAAACCCUGCCUGACGGCAAGGUGGAAGUAUCGCAUUAGAUACAUCAACCCGAGCGCAAGGUAUAGUGGGCUUCCCACACGGCGGCCUUGCUUUAGUCGAUGCGCACGAC